UCGACGGGCGCGCUGAACCGGGCACGGAGCAGGGGCUGGCGUCGGUCACAACAGAGCCGAGCCUCCCGCGGCCCGCGCUGCUGCGGCAUGUCUGAGGCUGGUGCGGCCGGGCUUGGAGCUACCGCUGCAGCGGCAGCAGGAGCAAGUCUUGGGGGCAACGGCGGCGGGGCCGGAGCACUGCAGCAGGGUUCCCCGGCCGCUGGAGGGUUGCCUGCUUGUGGUCCCGCCCGAGCUGUUAUCGCUGCUGCCGCAGCUGCUACUGCUGAGAGCCCUGCAGGAGGAGGCAGUGGAAGUGGUAGUAGUAGCAGCAGCGGCGGGGGGCUCGGCUCGGCUCGUAUCGCGGGGAAGAAGGCACAGCUUCGCUCUGCACCCCGCGCCAAGAAGCUAGAGAAGCUGGGAGUAUACUCUGCCUGCAAGGCAGAGGAUUCUUGUAAAUGUAAUGGCUGGAAAAACCCUAACCCACCUCCUACUCCACCCAGGGUAGACUUGCAGCAAUCUGUUGUGAGCCUUAGUGAACCAUGUCGUAGUUGUAAUCAUGCACUAGCCGCUCAUGUUUCCCAUUUGGAGAAUGUCUCAGAAGAAGAAAUGAACAGGCUGUUGGGAAUUGUGUUGGAUGUUGAGUAUCUCUUCACCUGUGUUCACAAAGAAGAAGAUGCAGAUACCAAGCAGGUUUAUUUCUACUUAUUCAAGCUUUUGAGGAAGUGUAUAUUACAGAUGGGGAAACCUGUUGUGGAAGGAUCUCUGGAAAGUCCCCCAUUUGAGAAACCUAGUAUUGAACAGGGAGUUAAUAAUUUUGUGCAAUACAAAUUUAGUCACCUCCCAUCAAAAGAGAGACAAACCAUAGUAGAAUUGGCUAAAAUGUUUCUCAAUCGCAUCAAUUACUGGCACUUGGAAACACCUUCCCAGUGGCGACUGAGGUCACCUAAUGAUGACAUUGCUGGCUAUAAAAUAAACUACACAAGGUGGUUGUGUUACUGCAAUGUCCCCCAGUUUUGUGACAGUCUACCUCAAUAUGAAACCACACAAAUUUUUGGGAGAACAUUGCUGCGCUCUGUUUUUACCGUUAUGAGACGGCAACUUCUUGAACAUGCAAGACAGGAAAAAGACAAACUUCCUCUUGAGAAACGAACACUAAUCCUAACACAUUUUCCCAAGUUCCUGUCCAUGUUGGAGGAAGAGGUAUACAGUCAAAAUUCUCCUAUCUGGGAUCCAGAUUUCAUAACUUCCACUUCUCGAAGCAGCCAACUAGGCAUCCAAACAGUUAUUAAUCGUCCGCCUAUGGUGAGAUCUGUUUCAUAUAGUUCAAGUCCCUCAUCUUUGGAACAACCCAGUGGAGGAACUAUGAGUCCUGCUUCCAAAUCUGCUUCUGGCCAGGACCAAAACCUAGGGGAAAAAAGAAAAAAUAAUGAAGGUUAUUCUGCGGAGAAUGCUAAGAAGCCACGGGUUAUAGGAGAUAUUCCUGUUGAACUGAUCAAUGAAGUGAUGUCAACUAUUACAGAUCCAACAGCAAUGCUUGGUCCAGAGCAGACUAAUUUUCUAUCUGCACACUCAGCCCGGGAUGAAGCUGCAAGAUUGGAAGAGCGUAGGGGAGUGAUUGAAUUUCAUGUGGUUGGAAAUUCCUUAAAUCAAAAACCAAAUAAAAAGAUUAUGAUGUGGCUGGUUGGCUUACAAAAUGUAUUCUCACAUCAGCUACCCAGGAUGCCAAAAGAAUAUAUUACUCGUCUAGUCUUUGAUCCGAAACACAAGACCCUUGCAUUAAUAAAGGAUGGUCGUGUGAUUGGUGGUAUCUGUUUCCGGAUGUUCCCAUCUCAAGGAUUUACAGAAAUAGUUUUCUGUGCAGUGACUUCUAAUGAACAAGUCAAGGGUUAUGGAACACACUUAAUGAAUCAUCUGAAAGAAUAUCACAUUAAGCAUAAUAUUCUCAAUUUCCUUACAUAUGCUGAUGAAUAUGCAAUUGGCUACUUUAAAAAGCAAGGCUUUUCAAAAGAUAUUAAGGUACCAAAAGCAAAAUAUGUAGGCUAUAUCAAGGACUAUGAAGGAGCAACUUUAAUGGGAUGUGAAUUAAAUCCAAGAAUCCCUUAUACUGAAUUUUCAGUCAUCAUUAAGAAACAAAAAGAGAUCAUCAAAAAAUUAAUUGAAAGGAAGCAAGCACAGAUUCAGAAAGUUUAUCCUGGCCUUUCUUGUUUCAAAGAUGGAGUACGACAGAUUCCCAUAGAAAGUAUUCCUGGAAUUAGAGAGACUGGCUGGAAACCAAAUAAUAAAGAGAAGAGUAAAGAACCCAAAGAUCUGGAUCAACUUUACAGCACACUAAAAAACAUUCUGCAACAGGUCAAGAGCCACCAAAGUGCUUGGCCUUUCAUGGAACCAGUGAAGAGAACAGAGGCUCCUGGAUAUUAUGAAGUUAUAAGAUUUCCUAUGGAUCUGAAAACUAUGAGUGAACGAUUGAAGAACAGAUACUACGUAUCUAAAAAAUUAUUCAUGGCAGAUAUGCAACGAGUGUUUACUAACUGCAGAGAAUACAACCCACCAGAAAGUGAAUAUUACAAAUGUGCCAAUAUACUGGAGAAAUUUUUCUACACAAAAAUUAAAGAAGCUGGAUUAAUUGACAAAUAAUUUUCUUCUCAUACAAUUAAGAUGCCUAAUGUAAUAGCAAAAUAUGCAGUUCUUUCACUAGAUUUGAAACUUGUUUAUAAAAUAAAACUUUCUUAACUAGCACUUUUAAACAUGUAAUAUAGAAGAGUUUAUUUUAUUAAAGUAUUUUUAAAUGUACACUUGCAUGCCCUUUUGCGGUGUAUUCAAUUUUUAUUAGAUGUAUUGCACAAACUGUUUGGAGAUUUGGAAAGGGUAAAUUUCCAAGCAGUGAAUGUUUAAGCUUAAUGUAUCAGAUUGAAAAAUGGAUUAUUUUUACAGCAAAGACGUUAAUGAAGGGGAAGUGAAUUAUAUAUAUUAUGAAUUAUAU
Molecule: messenger RNA, 2959 nt
Organism: Notechis scutatus (mainland tiger snake)
Lineage: Eukaryota; Metazoa; Chordata; Lepidosauria; Squamata; Elapidae
Gene: KAT2B
Product: lysine acetyltransferase 2B
Biological process (GO): chromatin remodeling; positive regulation of transcription by RNA polymerase II
Cellular component (GO): nucleus; ATAC complex
Molecular function (GO): protein binding; histone H3 acetyltransferase activity
Source: RefSeq, a predicted model, not a curated record